This is a messenger RNA of Lepisosteus oculatus (spotted gar), 2463 nucleotides long. Its product is annotated as solute carrier family 46 member 2. Gene Ontology annotation, biological process: transmembrane transport. Gene Ontology annotation, molecular function: transmembrane transporter activity. NCBI's taxonomy places the organism in Eukaryota, Metazoa, Chordata, Actinopteri, Semionotiformes, Lepisosteidae. Gene Ontology annotation, cellular component: membrane. The record is from RefSeq and is a predicted model, not a curated record.
UGUGUUCCUUCCUCUUCUAUAACUUGCUCUUUAUAACUGAUGCCUGUCAGUGAGCAUUGCGGUGAAGUGCUGUACCUUCCGCCGACCGGCCGCUCUCCUGACUCUCUCUAGCUGGGGUCAUACAGGAGACAGACACGGGAUCAAGCACGAUCCUUCAGGUCAAAACUCUGGAUGACACCGUUGCCAGUCAAAUUGCACGUCAGGGGCCUUCUUUGAAAUGGCUCUCUGCUCUGGCCGAGAAGAUUCGCGUUUUUGGUGACGAAGCUAGUCGGUAUGAUUUAACUGCUACGUGUAAUGUAUGUAAGUACUGAUCUUUGUGCCGAUACGGAUAUCCAAAGCUUCCAUCACCAUACGAGACAACUUUUCUAUAGUUUCUAUAGAUUUUCCAAAUUCUAACUUGGAAUCUUUAGGUUUUAUUGCUUUUCUUAAACGACUGUUUCUGACAACAUCUUUCAAGCCCGGAAUGUACAGUAGCUGUUCUUAAAAUACCAGAAACCCCACUUUUUGAUCCAUCAUUCAGGAAUUGUAUAUUUAUUUUACUAUUAGCUUUUUACCUGUAGUCUUAUCCAGCAGUUUUUUUUAAGUCAAAGCUUUUUGAAACCUUGGAGAUUAUUACUGCCAUAAGAGUGAUUAUUAUUUCUUUCUAUAAGGCUUAUGGACUUACUGGAUAUCACUUGAUUUCUUAUUGAUUCCUAAGCGUGUGGAUGUUUAAUCUUUAAUCCCUGGUAAGGAUUUUUUUCAUGAUUUGAAUCUGCAAUUUUCCUUACCUGCACUGACACUACAAAACCAAUGAUUUAAUUUUCAGAAUGUUUGAAGACAUUGUUCGCUAUUGGCUAGUUAAGAAUUAGGCGACUUACCAGUAACGCACAAUAACCUAUCGGAUGUGAGUUUGAAGAUGCGCUUCUAGUUUGAAAGUCACUGUUCAAAACCUAGAAAGCCCUAGAACUUGCCCGUAUUAUCAGAAAUUUAAACAUGGUGCACUGACGGUCCUGGAGCUUUAGAAACGCACCCGAUCUCUUCUCCUGUGCCCGAGCAGCCAUGGUGGGCUUCCUGACAUUGGUGGAGCCUGUGGUCAUUAUCAACACCGUGGGCAGCUCCUUUUACGAUGCUGCCCUGACUCUGGCUGUCUACAACCGCAGCCUGGAAACGGCCAUGGGGCAAAGCGACCAGGCCCAAGCCCUCUCCUCCCGGUUCUUCUUCGUCCAGAGCUCGCUGGCUUCCCUGCUGUCCCUGCUCUCCACCGUGGCCCUGGGCCGCCUGGCGGAUCGCAGGGGGCCGCGCGUCCUGCUGGCCGUGCCCCAGGUGGGCUCGGUGCUCAGCAAGGCGCUCCUGCUGCUCUUCCUGCUGCUCCGGCUGCCGCUGUGGGUGCUGUACCUGGGGGCGGCGCUGCACGGGCUGAGCGGGGGCUCGCCGGCCUACUGGGGCGGCCUGGUGUCGGUGGCAGCCCUGCGGUCGGGGGAGGGCGCGCGCAGCCUGCGGAUCAACACGGUGGAGCUCUUCAGCGGCCUGGCGGGCAUCGCCGGGGGGCUGGUGUCGGGGUACAUCUACCGGCUGGGCCAGUCGGGGGUUGCACUGACGGUGGUGGCCUUGUUAGUGUGUGCAGUGGGGCUCCUCUACUCCCUGUUCCUCCUGGAUUAUCCUUCGCCAUCCGGCACGGGAGGUCGGGAGGGCUACCGCCAGCUGGCCGCGUCCCCGGAGGGAGGGCCGAUCGACCGCAGCGCACUGGCGCUGCUCUUUGCCUCCAUGAUCCUGUUCGUCCUGGGCAUGUCCGGGGCAGAGAACGUGCUGUGUCUUUUUGUGCUGAAGCCGCCCCUGGCCUGGGACUCAGUGUGGGCAGGCUAUGGGCGGGCUGCCACCAAUGCCAUGUACCUGACCAGCUUCCUGGGCGUGCUGGUGCUCUCCCGCUGGCUCGGCGACAGGGCGCUCAUCCUCCUGGGCAUCGUCUCCAACUGCACAGGCAUGGCUGUGCUGGCCUUCGCCAGCCAAAGCUGGGUCUACUUCCUGGCUCGCGGAAUCAUGAUGUUCGCCUGUAUCCCAAUGCCCACCAUCAAAUCCCAGCUCUCCAAGAUAACGGACGCUCAGCUGUAUGGCCGUGUCUUCGGCUGGCUGCAGUCCUGCCUGGCUCUGACCGAUCUCCUGUCUGUACUCCUCUUCACCUCCAUCUACCCCCUCACCCUGGACUGGUACAGCGGCUUCAGCUUCCUGCUCUCCUGCCUCAUCAGCUACCUCAGCGUGGUGCCCAUCCUGUGGCUGCACUGGAGAAGAGCCAAGCCAGGAUAUACAGAAAUUCCUGGAAGGAAUUCUCCCAUCUGCACUCUCAACACUGCAGACACCUGAAAAAACUGCCUGAUGAGAUCUGGUUCACAUAAAAAGGAGUGCACCCUGCUCUUCUUAAAACUAGGACUUAUUCUUUAAAGAUGACUUUUUCAAAACACUACACUUGAAUUUGUCUCAGGCUCCCAG